UUGUACCUCAGGGUCAGUCAGCUUUCCCUAAGGCACAUUGAAUUUUGGGAGACACUUGGAUAUAAAUCAAAUUAUGAUCAUUAUCAAAGAGGGAGCUUUGGAUAGACACUCAACCUGGUGCACUUGCAGGUGUAUGAAGAGUACAUGUUAUCCGAAAUUUUUACUUGAAUGAAACGCCACCUUCCUCUCUCAAGCCCAGAAACUAUAAGUUUCAGUCUAAAUUCUCAACUGGCAAUUGGCCGAAAACUCCUAUCUGAAGAAGUGAGCAUCCAAAUGUCAUUUUGUGAUUUGGCUACUGUCUACUUGACAUAGCAAGGCCCUAUCAAGAAAAACUAAUGGAGUGACUAACUAUCAAAAGAAAAUCAAUGAGAAAGAAGGAAUAACAUCAUUUGGUUUCUUCCUGUAUGCCGUCUGACCAGGGAUUGAACUGCAACCUUAUGUAUGUGCUCUGACUGGGAAUUGAACCCACAACCUUUUUGGUGCAUGGGACAGUGUUCCAACCAGCUGAGCUACCAUGACAUAUAUCAGAAACAUUUUGAAGCAUCCGUGUCUAAACCAUGGAAAAUCUUAAACUUCCACCACAAGAAGAUUAAAAAGAGGUUCCUCCUGCACCAAGAAAGAUCUGCAGAUCUUUUUCAGUGUUCUUGGAGGUGUGGGGUGUGAGAACUUGAUCAGUUUGUGUCAACCACCUUGUUCUCUAAAGCCUCUCGGCCACUGCUCAUCACAGCUCAGGCUUGGACAUCACACCAUCUUGGAGGACUUACAAGGUCCCCUUCAGGAGGAGGCUUCAGGGAGAAACUGUGGUUUGGUGCCCAGCCUUGCUGACUCCUGGACUCUUGCAUCCCCUGCCCAGACUCGCAUGCCCACCAUGGACCUGGCCUGGACCUGCGUGCCCAACACAGACCUGGCCCUGCCCUGGACUCACACCGUGGCCCCUCCCUGAACAUACUACAGCUGCAAAUACCACUGCCAACACUGUCCUAGAGCCAAAUCACGUGGCCCCACUUCCAGAGGUCAAAGGCGGGAGCUGCACUGAAGCCCAGGGAGUGGGCUGUAGCCUCCCCAGCCUUGAGCACUGCUAGAACUGAGGAUUCGAUGGAGACUGAAGAAGCUGCAGAUCUGUGGCAGCACUCUUUACAGUAGCUAAGAUCUGAAAACAGCCCAAGUGCCCAUCAGUAGGGGUCCCUGCAAUAUCAUUUUGCAUUGGAUCUCCCAAAUGAUGUAGCUGAUCCUGAAAUAGAUAAAUAACAAGAGACAAGGAUGCAAAGAUUUCUGCUGUCUCCUUGAUUCUUCAUUCCUUUUCCCAAGGAUCCCUCAGCAAAGUAAAAUUUAGUCCUCACUUGAUUAUAAAUAGCAGCUUUGUCAAUUAGACUUUUUGAUAUGUUAAAUAAGAAGCACAUGUCUAAAAGAAUGAUAAAAGCAUUGUUCAUACUUGAUAAAGCUUAACCGUUGAUGAGAGAUUGGAACAAAAACAUAACAUGAGUGGAUUAGCUUCAUUCACGCAAAGGUUAUUGAGAAACAGGAAUCAUGGAUUUCAUUCAAUUCAGUUUUAUCAGAUCUACACUGUUCCUCAAUCAAAAUCAUUUUACCUACCUCUUUGCCUACCUUCAUCAUACACUUUUCAAAGGACUUUGACUUGUUACAAAUUAUAAUACUGUGGUAGAAACAAAUUCAGAUUCAGAUGAUGAAGACAAACUCCAUAUUGUGGAAGAAGAAAGUAUUACAGAUGCAGCAGAUUGUGAAGGUGGUAUGCCAGAAGAUGACCUGCCAACAGACCAGACAGUGUUACCAGGGAGCAGCGAAAGGGAAGGGAAUGCAAAGAGCUGCUGGGAGGAUGAUGCAGGGAAGGAAGGACAAGAAAUCCUGGGGCCUGAAGCUCAGGCAGAUGAAGCAGGAUGUACAGUAAAAGAUGAUGACUGUGACUCAGAUGCAGAAAAUGAACAAAACCACGAUCCUAGUGUUGAAGAGUUCCUGCAACAACAAGACACUGCAGUCAUUUACCCUGAGGCACCAGAAGAGGACCAAAGGCAGGGCACACCAGAAGCCAGUGGUCAUGAUGAAAAUGGAACACCAGAUGCAUUUUCCCAAUUACUCACCUGCCCAUAUUGUGAUAGAGGCUAUAAACGCUUUACCUCUCUGAAAGAACACAUUAAAUAUCGCCAUGAAAAGAACGAAGAUAACUUUAGUUGCUCCCUGUGCAGUUACACCUUUGCAUACAGAACCCAACUUGAACGUCACAUGACAUCACAUAAAUCAGGAAGAGAUCAAAGACAUGUGACACAGUCUGGAGGAAAUCGUAAAUUCAAGUGCACUGAAUGUGGAAAAGCUUUCAAAUAUAAACAUCAUCUAAAAGAGCACUUAAGAAUCCACAGUGGAGAGAAGCCAUAUGAAUGCCCAAACUGCAAGAAACGUUUUUCUCAUUCUGGUUCCUAUAGCUCACACAUAAGCAGUAAGAAAUGUAUCAGCUUGAUGCCUGUGAAUGGGCGACCAAGAACAGGACUCAAGACAUCUCAGUGUUCCUCACCAUCUCUUUCAGCAUCACCAGGAAGUCCCACACGACCACAGAUACGGCAAAAGAUAGAGAAUAAACCCCUUCAAGAACAACUUUCUGUAAACCAAAUUAAAACUGAACCUGUGGAUUAUGAAUUUAAACCCAUAGUGGUUGCUUCAGGAAUCAACUGUUCAACCCCUUUACAAAAUGGGGUUUUUAGUGGUGGUGGCCCAUUACAGGCAACCAGUUCUCCUCAGGGUGUGGUGCAAGCUGUUGUUCUGCCAACAGUCGGUUUGGUGUCUCCCAUAAGUAUCAAUUUAAGUGAUAUUCAGAAUGUACUUAAAGUGGCAGUAGAUGGUAAUGUAAUAAGGCAAGUUUUGGAGAACAAUCAAGCCAAUCUUGCAUCCAAAGAACAAGAAACAAUCAGUGCUUCAUCCAUACAGCAAGGUGGCCAUUCUGUUAUUUCAGCCAUCAGUCUUCCCUUGGUUGAUCAAGAUGGAACAACCAAAAUUAUCAUCAACUACAGUCUUGAGCAGCCUAGCCAACUUCAAGUUGUUCCUCAAAAUUUAAAAAAAGAAAAUCCUGUCCCAACAAACAGUUGCAAAAGUGAAAAGUUACCAGAAGAUCUUACUGUUAAAUCUGAGAAGGACAAAAGCUUCGAAGGAGGAGUGAAUGAUAGCACUUGCCUUCUGUGUGAUGAUUGUCCAGGAGAUAUUAAUGCACUUCCAGAAUUAAAGCACUAUAACCUAAAGCAGCCUGCUCAGCCUCCUCCACUUCCUGCACUGGAAGCUGAGAAGCCUGAGUCCUCUGCUUCAUUAGGUUCUGGAGAUGGCAAUUUGUCUCCCAGUCAGCCACCAUUAAAGAACCUCUUGUCUCUUCUAAAAGCUUAUUAUGCUUUGAAUGCACAACCAAGUGCAGAAGAGCUCUCAAAAAUAGCUGAUUCAGUAAACCUACCACUGGAUGUAGUAAAAAAGUGGUUUGAAAAGAUGCAAGCUGGACAGAUUUCAGUGCAGUCUUCUGAACCAUCUUCUCCUGAAACAGGCAAAGUAAAUAUCUCUGCAAAGAAUGAUGAUCAGCCUCAAUCUUCAAAUGCAAAUGAAUCCCAGGACAGCACAGUAAAUCUACAAAGUCCUCUGAAGAUAGCUAACUCUCCAGUUUUACCAGUGGGAUCAACCAUCAAUGGUUCCAGAAGUAUUACAUCCUCCCCAUCACCUCUGAACCUUUCUUCAUCCAGAAAUACACAGGGUUACUUGUACACAGCAGAAGGUGCACAAGAAGAGCCACAAGUAGAACCUCUUGAUCUUUCACUACCAAAGCAACAGGGAGAAUUAUUGGAAAGGUCAACUAUCACUAGUGUUUACCACAACAGUGUUUAUUCUGUCCAAGAAGAACCCUUGAACUUGUCUUGUGCAAAAAAGGAGCCACAAAAGGACAGUUGUAUUACAGACUCAGAACCAGUUGUAAAUGUAAUCCCACCAAGUGCCAACCCCAUAAAUAUUGCUAUUCCUACAGUCACUGCCCAGUUACCCACAAUCGUGGCCAUUGCUGACCAGAACAGUGUUCCAUGCUUGCGAGCACUAGCUGCCAAUAAGCAGACUAUUCUGAUUCCCCAGGUGGCUUAUACAUACUCUACUACAGUCAGCCCUGCAGUCCAGGAAACACCCUUGAAAGUGAUCCAGCCAAAUGGAAAUCAGGAGCAAGACACUAGCUCAGAAGGAGUAUCAAAUGUAGAGGAUCAGAAUGACUCUGAUUCUACACCACCCAAAAAGAAAAUGCGGAAGACAGAAAAUGGAAUGUAUGCUUGUGAUUUGUGUGAUAAAAUAUUCCAAAAGAGUAGCUCUCUAUUGAGACAUAAAUAUGAACACACAGGUAAAAGACCCCACGAAUGUGGAAUCUGUAAAAAGGCAUUUAAACACAAACAUCAUUUGAUUGAACACAUGCGAUUACAUUCUGGAGAAAAGCCCUAUCAAUGUGACAAAUGUGGAAAGCGUUUCUCACACUCUGGGUCUUAUUCUCAGCACAUGAAUCAUCGCUACUCUUACUGCAAGAGAGAAGCAGAGGAACGUGACAGCAUGGAGCAGGAAGAAGCAGGACCCGAGGUCCUAAUGAGUGAGCAUGUUGGCGCGAGGGCAUCUCCCUCACAGGUCGACUCAGAUGAGAGAGAGAGUUUGACAAGAGAAGAGGAUGAAGACAGUGAAAAAGAGGAAGAGGAGGAGGAGGAUAAAGAGAUGGAAGAACUUCAGGAAGAAAAAGAAUGUGAAAAAACACAAGUGGAUGAGGAGGAGGAGGAGGAGGAGGAGGAGGAAGUAGAGAUGGAGGAGGAGGAAGGAGAAGAGGCAGAGAAUGAGGGAGAAGGAACAAAAACUGAAGGUGCCAUGAAGGAUGAUGGAGCUGUAAAUCAAGUGAGCAGUUUAGAACAGAAAGUAAGUGAGGAUAGUGAGCAAGUGUCUGAAGAAAAAACAAAUGAAGCCUAAUAGUUUUUUUAGAAGGAAAAUAAAUUCUAAUUGGUAAUGAAGUUUGUUCUAUAUUAUACAUGCUUUUCAUGGAAACACAGUAACCUGUAUACUGUGAUUUCUUUCACUACUGUGUAAAGUAAAAAUUUAAAAAAAUACAAAAUACAAAAAAAUAUUUAAAAAAAACACAAAAAAAUCCAGGUGUGCCUGAACCUCAGACCUAGUAAUUUUUUGUGCAUUUUUCAAAGUUAGGGACAAGUUUGUAACAUGAAGCAGAUUAGAAAAGUUUAAUGACUCAGAAAGCAAAGAUUUAAAAUGUUAAAGAAAACUGAUUAAACAUCUGGCAUUGUUUCAUUUUAUCAGUAUUAAUUAUCACUCUUAUGUUGGUUUAUUCUUAAGCUGUACAAUU
This is a messenger RNA of Molossus molossus (Pallas's mastiff bat), 5353 nucleotides long. It is a transcript of the gene ZEB1, whose product is annotated as zinc finger E-box binding homeobox 1. The record is from RefSeq and is a predicted model, not a curated record. Bases 1750 to 4965 code for a protein of 1071 amino acids. Lineage: Eukaryota; Metazoa; Chordata; Mammalia; Chiroptera; Molossidae. Gene Ontology annotation, biological process: regulation of transcription by RNA polymerase II; anatomical structure development. Gene Ontology annotation, molecular function: DNA-binding transcription factor activity, RNA polymerase II-specific; RNA polymerase II cis-regulatory region sequence-specific DNA binding. The transcript is spliced from 16 exons.